AUGGGUGCGCUGGAUGGCCGUUUUCCUGCCUGUCGAGACUUCUUUUACCAGGAUUGCAAACUCACACCCUCACUCACCACAUGGUUCCAAAUCACCCAGAUUCACGUUUGGAUGCUUCUUGUCAGAAUCCGUGCGUUGCCGGUCGACCAGAAGAAGCGAUAUUCGCAGAGAUUGGUUGACUAUUACUUCGAGGACGUCGAAAUGCGUAUCAGAGGGCAGUACAAAAUCACGAGUGGAAGGGUUGCCACGACGAUGCUCAAGGACUACUACGACCAAUUCAGAGGAUCUACCCUCGCGUACGAUGAGGCUUUGACCAAGGAUGAUACGGUUUUCGCUGCUGCGCUGUGGAGAAACGUAUUCCAGACAACGCAAGAACCUGACUUGCCAGCACUAGCCGAGCUAGUUUCCUAUAUUAGGGCAAACUUACAGCAUCUCGAGCGGCUCAGCGAUGACGAAGUGGUGAAUGGGAACGUUGAGUGGCAGUUACCGGACAGAGCAAGUGUUCAAGCAAUACAGAGGGGUGAGCUCCCAACGGAAACAGAAAUUUAA
Molecule: messenger RNA, 549 nt
Organism: Saitoella complicata NRRL Y-17804
Lineage: Eukaryota; Fungi; Ascomycota; Saitoellomycetes; Saitoellales; Saitoellaceae
Product: ubiquinol-cytochrome C chaperone
Exons: 2
Coding region: 1-549 (182 amino acids)
Biological process (GO): mitochondrial respiratory chain complex III assembly
Cellular component (GO): mitochondrion
Source: RefSeq, a predicted model, not a curated record